AUGGUCGAUAUCCCGCUCGACCAGCCUAUCGUCCCGCGCGACUCGACGCGGCUGAGGCGGAACAAGACGGAACGGGUCCGGCUGCAGGGACUGGUCCAUACCAUGCGAGAGACGAAGGAUGGAGACGGAGAGGAAGGUGGCAGGGUGAGAAAGACGCUGGGGAGAUUGGAGAGGGCUAGUGUUUGGAUGGUGAACGAGGGGCGUAGCAGCUUGUCUAUCCUGGCUUGGAUCAUCCUCCAUAUCAUCGCCUUCGCUCUAUCAUGCGUGCAGUAUGGUCUGAAAGAUAAUCUGAACGACGCGAGGCAGGCAUACGGCUUUUCAUUCGUCAUCGCUCGAGCAGCUGCUCAGGUCCUACACAUCGACGUGAUCUUCGUCCUCUUCCCAAUCUGCCGGACUUUCAUCUCCCUGCUCCGCAAGACGCCUUUGAACAGCAUGAUUCCAUUCGACAAGAACAUCGACUUCCAUAAGCAGAUCGGACGGGCGAUCGUCUUCUUCACGGUGGUUCAUAUCAUCGCGCACGUCCGGAAUACGAUCGUCAUGUCCAUGAUCAAGGGGACCGGUGUCAAGGGUUUCCUCUCGUACACCUUCCUCAGCGGUCCAGCCUGGACUGGGUGGAUUAUGACCAUCUCUCUUGGGAUCAUGGUUUGGUUCGCUAUGGAGAAGCGUAAGAGGGCGAAUUAUGAGCGAUUUUACUACUCCCACCAUGCUAGCCCACUGUUCAUCGUCUUCUUUCUCGGGUGGCAAUUGCACGGCAUGUUCUGCAUGAUCCAGCCCGACCGUCCGCCGUUCUGCUCCGCCAGUAUCAUCGGUGUCUUCUGGAAGUACUGGCUUCCCGGCGGUAUUGUCUUCAUCAUCGAGCGUAUCCUGCGCGAGAUUAGAGCCCAUCACGUCACCUACAUCUCCAAAGUCAUACAGCACCCCUCCCGAGUCCUCGAAAUCCAGAUCCGGAAAGAACGCACCACCCCCUCAGCCGGUCAAUACAUCUUCAUCAACUGCCCCUCGGUCUCUUACUUCCAAUAUCAUCCCUUCACGCUCACGAGUGCGCCGGAGGAGACGUACUUGUCGGUGCAUAUGCGGUGUGUGGGCGACUGGACGAACGCUUUUGCGAAGAGUGUGGGGGUGGAUUGGGACGCAAAGGACAUUGGAGAGAAGGAUGAAGGUGAAGGCGAAGGGGCGGUCGUCGCUCCUCCGGUUGGCAAGGUGCUGCCGAGGAUCAUGCUGGACGGGCCAUUCGGAUCAGCCAGCGAAGACUUUGCGAACUACGAGACUAUACUGCUUGUUGGUGGUGGCAUCGGCGUGACCCCCUUCGCAUCUAUCCUCAAGACCCUUUGGUACCGCAUGAACGACUUUGGUAAAAGCACCCAAACCCGGCUGAGCAAGGUAUACUUUGUCUGGGUCAUCCGAGACUUUGGGUUAGCGGAAUGGUUCCACUCACUCCUCAAGGCUGUCGAAGCGGAGGACAAGGAAGGGAGGAUUGAGAUUCACGUCUAUCUCACUGCCAAGAUUGACGACGACAAGAUGAACAAUAUCAUCGUCCAGGACGUAGGUGCCGAAGUUGACGCUAUUACCCAACUCCGCGCUCCGACCCAUUUCGGCCGGCCCAACUGGGACAAGGUUUUCCAAUCGAUCGCUGACAAACACGCCGAUACGGACUGUGGUGUCUUCUUCUGUGGGCCACCCGUACUAAGCAAAACGCUGCAUCAGAUGAGUAACAAGUAUACUACGCCAAAAGGAUGUCGCUUCUUCUUUGGCAAAGAGGUGAGCUAG
Dioszegia hungarica is the source of this 1767-nucleotide messenger RNA. RefSeq names its product ferric reductase NAD binding domain-containing protein. Gene Ontology annotation, biological process: defense response; superoxide anion generation. The coding region runs from base 1 to 1767 and encodes 588 amino acids. Gene Ontology annotation, molecular function: superoxide-generating NAD(P)H oxidase activity. The record is from RefSeq and is a predicted model, not a curated record. The transcript is spliced from 16 exons. Lineage: Eukaryota; Fungi; Basidiomycota; Tremellomycetes; Tremellales; Bulleribasidiaceae. Gene Ontology annotation, cellular component: plasma membrane; NADPH oxidase complex.